Aquila chrysaetos chrysaetos is the source of this 1496-nucleotide messenger RNA. RefSeq lists its product as uncharacterized. Bases 1 to 672 code for a protein of 223 amino acids. The transcript is spliced from 2 exons. Lineage: Eukaryota; Metazoa; Chordata; Aves; Accipitriformes; Accipitridae. The record is from RefSeq and is a predicted model, not a curated record.
AUGGCUGCCAAGGGCGGAGGGGCCAAGAGGGCUGCAGGGCUGAUUGGAGUAGGGGCCAAGAUGGCCGCUGACCCCACCACAGCUCUGGGUUGCCCAAGGAAUGUACGAUGGCGGGUCAAGAUGGCCGCCAGCCCCUUCUGCAGGCAGUGGGGUUCAAGAUGGCAGGUCGAGAUGGCCGCCAGCCCCUUCUACAGGCAGCAGGAUUCAAGAUGGCGGGCGAAGAUGGCUGCCAGCCCCUUCUACAGGCAAUGGGAUCCAAGAUGGCGGGUCAAGAUGGCCGCCAGCCCCUUCUACAGGCAACGGGAUUCAAGAUGGCGGGUCAAGAUGGCCGCCAGCCCUGUCUGCAGGCAACGGGAUUCAAGAUGGCGGGUCAAGAUGGCCGCCAGCCCCUUCUACAGGCAACGGGAUUCAAGAUGGCCACCAGGCCUGGUUACCAUUGCUUACCAUUACCGCCAUCUUGUGCUGUGGGUGUGGCAGUGGCAGCCAUCUUGGCCUGCUCAGCCAAUGGCAGCCUUGCUCUGCCAUCACAUUGGCGGCCAUCUUGGCCUUCAAGUACACAAUGGCGGCCAUCUUGGCCUGCUCAGCCAAUGGCGGCCUUGCUCUGCCACCGUACUGGUGGCCAUCUUGGCCCUUAUCUACACAGUCAACGGUGGCCAUCUUGAUCGCAACUGACGCUCAGCAGCAGCCACUGCAUUGCCUCGUCUGGCGGCCAUCUUGCCCUUGAGUUACACAACCAAUGGCAGCCAUCUUGAUCUCAACCAACGCGCGACAGCAGCCGCCACGUUCCUUGGGAUGGCGACCAUCUCGCUCUUGAUCUACACUAUGAAUGGCAGCCAUCUUGGUGGCCAUCUUGACCCCAACCAAUGCUCAACGGCAGCCGCCAUGUUCUGUAGAAUGGCGCCCAUCUUGCUCGCGAUCUACACUACCAAUGGCAGCCAUCUUGGCAGGCUGGUGGCCAUCUUGAACACACCAACACUCAACAGCGGCCGCCACGAUACCUACAGAACCAAUGGCAGCCAUUACGAUACCAAUCAGCGCAGCAGCCAUCUUGCUCUUGACCUAUACAACCAAUGGCAGCCAUCUCGGCGGGCUGGCAGCCAUCUUAAACCCAACCAACGCUCAACAGCAGCGACCCUGCUCCGUGGCACAGCACCCAUCUUACUCUUGACCUAUAGAACCAAUGGCAGCCAUCCUGGCAGCCAUCUCGAUCCCAACCACUGCUCAACAACAGCCACCCUGUUGCAGGGCAGCCAUCUUGCUCCUUAUCCACACAACCAACAGUGGCCAUCUUGCUUGCUAUUUAUACAACCAAUGGCAGCCAUUUUGAUCCCAACCACUGCUCUACAACAGCCACCCUGUUGCAGGGCAGCCAUCUUGCUCCUUAGCCAACAGCAACCAACAGCAGCCAUCUUGACAGGCAGCCUGGUGGCCAUCUUGGCCUCCCCCUACAUCACCCAACCUACCUACAAAACCCCAAAAAACACCUAAAAAAACCC